Saccostrea echinata is the source of this 2176-nucleotide messenger RNA. RefSeq lists its product as uncharacterized. The transcript has 6 exons. NCBI's taxonomy places the organism in Eukaryota, Metazoa, Mollusca, Bivalvia, Ostreida, Ostreidae. Bases 47 to 880 code for a protein of 277 amino acids. The record is from RefSeq and is a predicted model, not a curated record.
UUUAAACAACGUUGUCACGAGUUUUGGUCACAUGCCUUAAGUCAAUAUGCCAACAACUACUUCGCUUAUCAGGAAAUAUGUGCUCUGGACUGUAUUACAGUACUUCAUUGUCAUACACGUCACUGAGGGGGCCGACAUACUGUGUAAUGGUCCACUAGGUUAUGAUGUCUCGUCUCUUAACGGAUCAUGGACCUUCCAAGUUUCCAAUAAGAACUGUCCUGCUGAACCAUCUAAUGGCUAUGCCACAUGUAACGUAACAUUGGCCUUCUGUAACAAAAUAGAGAAAAUACCCGAGUGCAAUGAAUCAUCUAGUGCAUGUGUGCAGGCGUCCAACUACACUGGGAAUAAUGAGAGCAAAAAUUUCUCAAUUGGUGGAUACACACAGGAUCCAUUCUCGCUUACUGGUGGUUUAAUCGUGGCAACCUUUGGACCAGUCUUCCUAAAUUAUAGCACCACAUGUGUUAACUUGACGACAGUAGUGAAAUUUCAUUGCAAUUUACAAUCAAAAUGGACCUCAGGAUCCCAAGGACCAACUCCAAUCCCGAAGUCGUCAAACAUUAAACCUGAGUUUGAAAAAAAUCAAAAGGGUGAAUGUACAUACACAAUUAAUGCAGAUUUUGAGGGUGCAUGUAUCAAUGUCGUCCCAUCCCUCCCCGUCUCGGGGCUGAGCGCCGGAACUGUUCUCAUCAUUAUAUUUUUUGUCAGUAUUAGUGUCUAUUGCAUCUGCGGCUGUACCUGUAACUUUGUCCGAGGAUACAAAGGGCCAGAACUCAUUCCUCACUCCCAGUUCUGGAUUGAUCUUCCCGUACUUAUUGCUGAUGGAAUGAUUUUUACCUUUAGAUGCUGCAGACAGGAGCCUACUGCGUAUGACAGCAUAUAGAAAAAUACAAUAGAGACAAUAUACAAUAAGUAAAUAUUGGAUUAGACAGACAUUCCCUUCGAAGUUCCGUUUUUGCCCAAUAAGCCCAUAAUAAACGCCCUCUCUUCCAUUAACUGUGACAACGCCGAAAAGAAAAAAAGUUUACUAUGACGUGUACAUAAUAUAAUUCUUGAUGUAAAAAUUAACAACUAUGCAUAAAAAUUUAAGUUCGUGUUUUCCAAAUAUUACAGUAUUAAUUUUUAGUCCUUAUUUUAUCUGAUUAACCAUAAAGUAAACCCUCAAUUAGUAAAAAAAAAUUAUACAGUGUGUAGUAAGUUUUAAUGUUAAAUACUCUCAUCUCCUUUAAGCAUAAUUUGGAUGGAUUUUUACACCCCCCUUUCAAUUUUCCAGCCGCCAUGAGUUGUAAUUGGGUCUAACAGAAUGCAUGUUAUUAGAGACCUUUUGAAAGGAACAGACGCUAAAUGCAUUGCAGUGAACUUGAUAUAUUUUUGCAGCUGGUAGAAGGAUGUACAUGAAUGAAUCAGAAUUUAUUUUCUCAAAAUUUCUCCUUAGAGAGAGAAAAUAUAAUACAAAUUAUGAAAAUUAUGGACGUACCAAUUUGAGAGAGAGAGAGAGAGAGAGAGAGUGGAAAGUUUAAUUAUUAAUUGUAUAAUAGCAUACUUUAUUGAAGCCUUAGUUUGAAGAUUAAUGGUAAGAUGAUUUUUUUUCGUUUGAGAGUUAUGAGUUGCAGAAGACGUGUGUUACUGUUUUGUUUGAGAGUUGUAAAUUAAAGAUGAUAUAUAUUGUUGUUGAGGAAAAGUCAUACUUUACAUUGGAGCCUCGUUAAUCUAGACUCUUGUGUUCAAAACCAAAUCGUCCAGAUUAAAGGAUUUCUGACACAAUUUUUGUUUAUCUUUUUAGUGCUAAAUAUAACUCUAAUAACCCCAAUAGAUGUCAGGGUUUGCAUUACUGAAGCAUACUUUAUAAUAGGUAUAUAUAGAUGUAAAUUCUGUUUCCCACAAAUUUUGUCAGGAAAGUGAAGAUUCCGGAUUAUGGAGGUUCAACUGUGCUAGUAAUCGUCGCACAGAUAUGAGUGCAUGUACAUGUAGAAGAAUAUAUGUAUGAUUCUAGUUUAUAAACUUUUAGAGAUAUAAAAGUUUUAUUUUGCUGAUAUUAAUAAACAUGUUGACUAUAAAUUUAUUUUUAUAUCAAGUACAUCAGUGUGUUGGAACUAGUAUUUCAUAAUGUUUUCUUUUGUGUUUCUUGAACUUUCUUCGUUUGUAACAAGGAUUAUUAUAAUUUGUAUAUGAUUAAAAA